GUCGUGAGAAACACGCACAUCUGGCGCAACUAGGUUCAGAUCAUGUUACUUCUUGGCUUUAAUUUAGUUUCUGGAGGAGGACUUUUCUUUUCCUGUCGCGAUGGAACGCGCAUCUUGAUAGCGCUUCAACAGACGGAUUAUUUUUUUUAAACGAAGUGCAGUUUUUGUUUUUUUAAAAAAGAAAAACCCUCGUGUGACUGAAUCGUUGGCAGCUCUGAUGAGGUGCAGUUAUAACGGACUCGGUCUAAAACCACUGGGCAGGAGCCGAGAGCAGGUCACACACAUCCAAAUAUGCGCGUAAUUGGAGCGCACUGGCGCGGCGUCCCUUGCAUCCCCGCCGGGUUAAGGCUGUCGUGAUGUUUAACACUUCGGGAAUUGAGUUCGCCUUGAACAAGAAAGAGGAUAUUUCCGAAGUUAUCAAUGACACCCUGGAGCUUCUCUACAAUGUCCUCGUCACCGCUAGUCCCACGGCCACGUGGAACGAGUCGUGCGGGGAGCAGCUGCAGGUUUUCGGGCGUCCAGAGAAGAUCAUCAUCGGGGUGAUGCUGGCGAUCAUCACCGCGGUCACCGUGAUGGGCAACACGCUGGUGGUGAUCGCGGUGUGCGUCGUGAAGAAGCUGAGACAGCCUUCGAACUACCUGCUGGUGUCACUGGCCGUGGCUGACCUGUCAGUGGCCAUAGUUGUGAUGCCGUUCGUGAUAGUGACGGACCUCACCGGGGGGAAGUGGCUCUUUGGGGAGGUUUUCUGCAACAUCUUCAUCGGCAUGGAUGUAAUGUGCUGCACUGCUUCCAUCAUGACCCUGUGCGUGAUCAGCGUGGACAGAUAUCUGGGGAUCACACGGCCUCUCACCUACCCGGCCCGGCAGAACGGUCAGCUGAUGGCAAAGAUGAUCCUGGGUGUGUGGCUGGUGUCCGCGUCCAUCACCCUGCCUCCUUUCUGCGGCUGGGCCAAAAACGUCCACGCGGCCGGCGUGUGCCUCAUUAGCCAAGACUUUGGCUACACCAUCUAUUCCACAGCAGUAGCCUUUUACAUCCCUAUGCUGGUCAUGCUGGUAAUGUACUAUAAGAUCUUCAAGGCCGCGCGCAAGAGCGGCGCCAAACACCGCUUCACUGACCUGUCGCGGCGCGAACGCCUCGAGACGGUGGCCAGCGAGGCGCUGCGCAUGCAGGGCCUGAAGCCACCCGGCGUGGUGGAGGAGUGCGCGGCCCUGUCCCGCCUGCUGAACCGCGAGCGCAGAAACAUCUCCAUCUUCAAGCGGGAGCAGAAAGCGGCCACGACGCUGGGGGUGAUCGUGGGGGUGUUUGCCGUGUGCUGGCUGCCAUUCUUCAUCCUGUCCACGGCCAGGCCCUUCAUCUGUGGCGUGGAGUGUAGCUGCGUGCCCAUCUGGUUGGAGCGCACGCUGCUCUGGUUAGGCUACGCCAACUCCCUAAUGAACCCCUUCAUCUAUGCCUUCUUCAACAGAGACCUACGCUCCACUUAUCGCGACCUUCUCCGCUGUCGUUAUCGCAACAUCAACCGCCGGCUGUCUGCUGUGGGCGUGCAUGAGGCUCUCAAGGUGUAAAUGUGGAUACGGAAAGUCGCCGUCUCGCCGGGAGUCAAACCUGUGUGAAUCUGUGGCAUUUUCCACACAAGCAGAUAGACAGCACGAUCACUUCAGUGUGCGCGCGAGACUCUGUCGUUCUAUUUUGGAGAAGGGAAAAAUCAUGGACCUGUACUUGAAGGUCCGUACAGGUCGACACAGUUCUGUCCUGGCUGUGGAUUUAUGGCGGUGAAAUGUAGCGAUAAAGGAUAACACAUGUAAACACAAUCAGUCAUUCUCGAAUCGAAAGAGGACAGACUUCUGUAAAAUAACACGAAAUUGAUGUGUGAAGUUAAAAAAAGACUUCCGACAGCUAAAGACAUCCCACAUGAAUGUCAAACUGGAGGUGAACACACUUACACGUGUACGGUGAUUGUGCCAGAUGUUAUUUCUAUACGUUUAUCCGCCGCCAUUGCUUUCGGUUUGGUGACCACAACCAACUUUUUUUGUUUUUGAGUAUUAUAAGGGAGUAUUUUCCGUUCAUGAAAUCUGUGUUUGUUGAUAUAUAUAUAUAUGAAAAAAACAAACUGAGUGCAUGAAACAUAUUCGUCUUACAAGCCACUGUAUACGUAAAUCAUAGAGAUUAUAAAAAUAAAUGACGGCUUGGCAGAAAUGUUUCACCAAAAUUCUCUUCUGCGAGCUCCAAAUAUGAACUCAGUAAAGUGAGUGUGCGUGUGUGUCAGGAAGAACGAUAAUGUGGAUUUUCUUUUACUUUAUUCUUUUGGCUGCUGCUGACCGUCCCGGUCGAUACAGAAAACGAUACCUGCAGAAAUCUGUGUUUCACUUUAAGAAUUCACACGUUCCUUGGACUCUCGUGCUCCUCUCAUUUUGACAGUUUCUUUGACCCCUCCGUUUGAAAGAACGACGCGACCACUGGCUUGUACUCAUUGGUGAAAUGUCGUAGGUGGAGCGUUGUGUGAUUUUUCUACCUCGAUUCUUUUGAGAAUACUGUACAUUCAAGCCAAUCAGAUGUACGGGUGUCCUCACCAUUUUUGUAAUUUAACUGCUAUUUUAUAUUGUGUAAAACUGAUCUGCCGACAGCUACUGCGCUCUGUUUGAAGGCUUUGUCAUCACCUUGAGUAACACGCCGGGGGGAAGUGGCAAAGCAUUUGACACUGUGUAAAUAAACGAACACUUGGUCUAAA
Messenger RNA from Solea senegalensis (Senegalese sole), 2725 nucleotides. RefSeq names its product 5-hydroxytryptamine (serotonin) receptor 7c (gene htr7c). The record is from RefSeq and is a predicted model, not a curated record. Bases 357 to 1562 code for a protein of 401 amino acids. NCBI's taxonomy places the organism in Eukaryota, Metazoa, Chordata, Actinopteri, Pleuronectiformes, Soleidae. The transcript is spliced from 2 exons. Gene Ontology annotation, biological process: G protein-coupled receptor signaling pathway, coupled to cyclic nucleotide second messenger; vasoconstriction; chemical synaptic transmission. Gene Ontology annotation, cellular component: dendrite; plasma membrane. Gene Ontology annotation, molecular function: neurotransmitter receptor activity; G protein-coupled serotonin receptor activity.